CAUACCCGCCAUUUCGCCAACACUUAAGGUGGCUCUCGUUUCAGCUUCAAAGGGAGAGCAAAACCGGAAAUGACUUUCCGUCCGGUGCGUCUCCCGGGAUCUCUUUCCGGUUAGGCUUCGGGUGUCCGCAUGAGAGUUGGAUAAUUCUUGGAACUAGGGCUGAGAGGUGGAAGGCAGUCGCCCUUGGUUCGGGACGUGUCUGGGCUGCGAGACCGAAAUGUCGGACACGUGGAGCUCUAUCCAGGCCCACAAAAAGCAGCUGGAUUCUCUGCGGGAGAGGCUGCAGCGGAGGCGGAAGCAGGACUCGGGGCACUUGGAUCUUCGGAAUCCAGAGGCAGCACUGUCUCCAACCUUCCGUAGUGACAGCCCAGUGCCUACUGCACCCACUUCUGGUGGCCCUAAGCCCAGCACGGCUUCAGCAGUUCCUGAACUAGCUACAGACCCUGAAUUAGAGAAGAAGUUGCUACACCACCUCUCUGAUCUGGCGCUAACUUUGCCCACUGAUGCUGUGUCCAUCCGUCUUGCCAUCUCCACGCCAGAUGCCCCUGCCACUCAAGAUGGGGUGGAAAGCCUCCUACAGAAGUUUGCAGCUCAGGAGUUGAUUGAAGUAAAGCGAGGUCUCCUACAAGAUGAUGCACAUCCCACUCUUGUGACCUACGCUGAUCAUUCCAAGCUGUCUGCCAUGAUGGGGGCUGUGGCAGAAAAAAAGGGCUCUGGGGAGGUAGCGGGGACUAUCACAGGGCAGAAGCGGCGUGCAGAACAGGACUCGACCACAGUAGCUGCCUUUGCUAGCUCUUUGGCCUCUGGUUUGGCCUCUUCAGCAUCAGAAGUAGCCAAGGAGCCAACCAAGAAGUCAAGGAAACAUGCUGCCUCAGAUGUUGAUCUGGAGAUAGAGAGCCUUCUUAACCAACAAUCUACUAAGGAACAACAGAGCAAGAAGGUUAGUCAGGAGAUCCUAGAGCUACUGAAUACUACAACAGCCAAGGAACAAUCCAUAGUUGAAAAGUUUCGCUCACGAGGUCGGGCUCAAGUGCAAGAGUUCUGUGACUAUGGAACCAAGGAGGAGUGCAUGAAAGCCAGUGAUGCUGACCGGCCCUGUCGCAAGCUGCACUUCAGACGGAUCAUCAAUAAACACACUGAUGAGUCAUUAGGUGACUGCUCUUUCCUUAACACAUGUUUCCACAUGGAUACCUGCAAAUAUGUUCACUAUGAAAUUGAUGCUUGCAUGGAUUCUGAAGCUCCUGGAAGCAAAGACCAUACACCAAGCCAGGAGCUUGCCCUUACACAGAGCGUUGGAGGUGACUCCAAUGCAGAUCGACUCUUCCCACCUCAGUGGAUCUGUUGUGAUAUCCGCUACCUGGACGUCAGUAUCUUGGGCAAGUUUGCAGUUGUGAUGGCUGACCCACCCUGGGAUAUUCACAUGGAGCUGCCCUAUGGGACCCUGACAGAUGAUGAGAUGCGCAGGCUCAACAUACCAGUACUGCAGGAUGAUGGCUUUCUCUUCCUCUGGGUCACAGGCAGGGCCAUGGAGUUGGGCAGAGAAUGUCUGAACCUCUGGGGUUACGAACGGGUAGAUGAAAUUAUCUGGGUGAAGACAAAUCAACUGCAACGCAUCAUUCGGACAGGCCGCACAGGUCAUUGGUUGAACCAUGGGAAGGAACACUGCUUGGUUGGUGUCAAAGGAAAUCCCCAAGGCUUCAACCAGGGUCUGGAUUGUGAUGUGAUCGUAGCUGAGGUUCGUUCCACUAGUCAUAAACCGGAUGAAAUCUAUGGCAUGAUUGAAAGACUGUCCCCUGGCACUCGCAAGAUUGAGUUAUUUGGACGACCACACAAUGUGCAACCGAACUGGAUCACCCUUGGAAACCAACUGGAUGGGAUCCACCUACUAGACCCAGAUGUGGUUGCCCGGUUCAAGCAAAGGUAUCCAGAUGGUAUCAUCUCUAAACCUAAGAAUCUAUAGAAGUACUUCUAAACCUAAGCAUCCGUAGCCAUGGCUCUGCAGGCUGCACCUGAAGAGUAAUAUUUGUACAAUAGUUAUUUUCCUUAUUUAAAUAAAACUUUGUAUUGUAGUUGGGA
Molecule: messenger RNA, 2076 nt
Organism: Orcinus orca (killer whale)
Lineage: Eukaryota; Metazoa; Chordata; Mammalia; Artiodactyla; Delphinidae
Gene: METTL3
Product: methyltransferase 3, N6-adenosine-methyltransferase complex catalytic subunit
Exons: 11
Coding region: 218-1960 (580 amino acids)
Cellular component (GO): nucleus; RNA N6-methyladenosine methyltransferase complex
Molecular function (GO): mRNA m(6)A methyltransferase activity; mRNA (2'-O-methyladenosine-N6-)-methyltransferase activity
Source: RefSeq, a predicted model, not a curated record